AUGGAGUUUAAACUACCAUACCAGAUGAAAGACAAUGUUACUGUCUUGCAGGGCCCUACUGUUAUAUGGAGCCAUGAAGGUGUUGUCUUUUACAUUUCCCUGUAAGCAGGUGAAGUUAGUCAAAUGCCUACCAAGCUCUCUCUGAACUUUAUUGGUGAGGAUCCCCUCAACAAAAGGAAAAUAUUCAUACUAGGUUCCCAAACACUAUCCAAAGAAUGCCUGAAUGAUCAGUUGGACUCUCCAGGGGGGAGCAAAACCCUGGGGUAUUUUGUAGAGGACGGACAAGUAUUUAACAGCACUCUGAUCUUACCUCAUGCCUAUAGUUCCAUCACACAGUGUGUAUUUGUGAUCUCACUGAACAGUGUGUCGAAAUCAACUGGUGGCAGCGACCAGUAA
This is a messenger RNA of Coregonus sp. 'balchen', 396 nucleotides long. The record is from the annotation of a GenBank genome assembly. Lineage: Eukaryota; Metazoa; Chordata; Actinopteri; Salmoniformes; Salmonidae.